Sphaeroforma arctica JP610 is the source of this 1699-nucleotide messenger RNA. RefSeq lists its product as hypothetical. Gene Ontology annotation, cellular component: cytoplasm. The record is from RefSeq and is a predicted model, not a curated record. The transcript is spliced from 8 exons. NCBI's taxonomy places the organism in Eukaryota, Ichthyosporea, Ichthyophonida. Bases 170 to 1399 code for a protein of 409 amino acids.
GUUUAUUUAUAAAUAUGUGGGUUUUAUGUCUUCUUAUCACCACUUUUGUGCAUGCAUAGAUCUAAAUAUAUGUACGUAGUCUCUAGUAAUCCCAAGCUGUCCAGCUAUUAUUAGUAUUGAGUACGCUAAUAUCGAUUUUAGUACUAGUACGUGACCUGAUAUAUUCACCAUGAAUGUCUUCAGACUAUCUCAUAUCAUUCACCGGACCCAAGUGCAACAUGUUCGGCAGAGUGUACGCAUAGCAGCAGGUGCAGCAGUGUGUUUUCCUUCAUACUCUGCAGCAAAUACCACAGCAUACAUAAAAGGAACCCGUGAGUAUAGCACAAAAACGCACGCUGAGCACAUCACCCCAGAAGAACCCUACAUCAACUGGGGCAUGUCCUGUAGCUACUUCACUCGGAAGUUAGAUGCAGCGUUCAAGUUCUAUCCAUUCCAAUACGAGUUCAAAUCCAAAACUCUCCGACAAACUAACAGGCUGGAGAAAGAAUCUGGCACCCACCGCAUACCUGUUGUGCAAACAAGCCAAGGCAAGCUCAUGGCGGAUACUACUGUGAUCAUGGAUCACCUGGAUACGAUUCUCGUAAAGGAGGGAAUGCCCGACCGACAGAUGUAUGGGAACAACAUGAAUGGAGUGGUUAUUCAUGUGCUCGAGGAAUAUUUUGAUGAAUGGUUUCCAAGGCAUGCGUUGCUUUGGCGAUGGACAGAUGAAGAGACCACAGUGUACAAUCAAAAGAAAAUGGGCAAGGAACUGUUACCUGCCUUCUGGGAAAUGCCAUUUCGUGGAUUUGUAGGAAAGAAGAUCAGUAGAUGGGGUGUGCGUGCAAUGAGAGCGACGGGUCUAGAGUUCAAACAGCAACAGCUGGAUGGCAGGGAAGAGUCUCUACGCGUUUUUGCCAUGAUGGACAAGCAACUGCGUCAGACACCCUUUCUGCUGGGACAUCACCCCUGCGCAGUAGACUGUGUGGUGUUAGGGGGAAUGUGGGGACACUUUGCCAAUGACCCGGCACCGAAGAAAGCGUUGAAGGAAGCUGGUUUAGACCGUCUGCUCGAAUGGGGUGAUGAAAACUACCAGCAUCCUCCGCCCGAGGAAUGGCGCCCACUCACCAAGCCGCAAGAUGCCAUAUUUGCAUGCGAUCUGCUGACGGAGAUGACCGAGGGACCCUUCAGGGAGUGGACACUACUUAACAUGGCAGCAUUGAGUCGGAGCGAGAAAUCAUUUACAAUGAGAUGCUACAGUUCAGAGACUUCCUUCUUGGCCCGUUCUGAAUCUGAGAAGGCUAGGCGGCGAAUUAGAGAUCGUGUGCGUGGCUUGAGAGGAUUUUCGGCUGAAGAGCACAAGAAGACUGUGGAUUGGCUGGACAGCUGGGGUCUACUUGAACUGUACGGUGGUAACGAGUAAAACAAUAGGGCUAACCCGCUGGUGUGAAUGGACAAAUCUGGCGUGCUAUGCGUUGUCGGCUAUGAGUUGUAUACGUACUUGCCAAUUCUGGAAAUAGAUUACUACUCCGUUCUAUGUAUUACGCAUCUAUAUAUUAAACAUUAAUCGUAUGAGACUUGACAAGUAGAAUGCGUUGUCUGCAGAUAUUGUGCAAGUCCUCUGAACAUGCCCUGUAGCUAUGAACCGACAUGAAAAGUGGUCUGUAUAUUAAUGCUACAUACUACUAAAAUACGCUAAAUUAAAAAAAUGUGUAAAAUUAAG